AUGUUCCAGCGGCGAGCGGCCAGCCCGCCCGCGGUGCUGCCCGCCAUGGACGCAGCGGAUACGUAUGGCUUCGCCGAAGGGCAGGUGCUGUAUACUGAGGACGACGAGGCGAACGACGGGCUGCCGUCGGCAACCGGCGACCUGUACUUUGCGGUCGACGAGCGAGCCGACGAGUCGCUGCACAUGCUGGCAGCGCCCGUGCCGUACCCGUGGAUACCGACGCCAAAGCACGCAAAGCGCAAGCGCCAAAACCACUUGACCAUAUCCGUGCACACGGAAAGCUCGUCCAGCGACCACGAGUCGCCGCGCACCAUUGCGCCGACCCGUCUUGAAGCGCUCAUGGCGCCAGUGCUGCCACCCCAACCCGUCGUCGCCAAGGAGCGCCGACACGACACGCUCUUGGCGCGCGUCCGAAACAAGAUUCUCUCGCGGCAGGCAGAGGACAGCUCGCGCCUGCGCCAAUCGCUGGAUCGCGACUACUUGGCGCCCGACACGAGCGACUCGGGCGAAGAUACGUUGGCUCUCGUCGCGCCGCUGCUGCUGCCUCCUCCUGCGUCGUCGUCGGACAAGAUAAGGAUGGCACCGGUAUUGCACGACCCGCGCCACCGGCAACUCAAGGCCAAGCCGCCAACAUGCGACUCGCCGGAGCCGCCGCGUCCGUUACCAGACCCGCCGACGUCGUUUUUUCUGCCAUUCGUGCAUGUGGUGCCGGUCAAGCGCGUCUUGCCGCCGGCAAUGGCUCACGGUGGCGCCACCAAGAAGAGCAACCCGCGCACGAUCUACAACUGCGUCAAGUGCGGGCGCAUGAAGCGCGCGCACAUGUGCGCCUUCCCCGACAACGUGCGCUCGAUGGGCACGACGAUGCUGGCGACCACGACGCCGCGCGACCACCUCUCGCGCUACUACAAGUGCGGCCGCGUGCUCUCCAACGAAUAA
This is a messenger RNA of Saprolegnia parasitica CBS 223.65, 936 nucleotides long. RefSeq lists its product as hypothetical. The record is from RefSeq and is a predicted model, not a curated record. The coding region runs from base 1 to 936 and encodes 311 amino acids. The transcript has 2 exons. NCBI's taxonomy places the organism in Eukaryota, Oomycota, Saprolegniomycetes, Saprolegniales, Saprolegniaceae.